GAUGGCUCACCUCUUUGCCCUUCCAAAACAAGCAUCGGCGGUGGGGGGUGGGGGUGAUCUAACCACGAACCCCAUCGAAUCCGUAUUGGAAAGACAAUUCAAGCCGUCUCCCAGAUUUGAUUUGAGCUUGUCUCAACAUUUUGAAUCCCCCAGCAAAAGUCCAACCAUAAAAAGGGGUAAUGCUGGUCCCACAUCCAGAUCUCAUUGGGACUCCCAAAUCUCCUCAUUCUAUCUCUCUCAUGUUCCCUUCCCCUCUGCUAAAUUCAAUUCGGCGCGGCAGCUCAAUAGCAGCGUUUCUAAGCGCGUCAUAAUCCAACAGCUGUCGUGGUCCUUUCCCCUCACAAGCAGCAUGGCAGCAUCCGAUGUGGAUCCUCUCCGCCCACUUCUCCCCUCUGUUUCUGUCGGCUUACUACUUAAAACUUGCCGUGGACCAUGCAACAGCCUCUAACUUUAAUCUCUUUAUUUAAUGUCUUGAAUUGUUUUUUGAUAUACAAAAAAAUUUAGAUUUAAAAAAAAAAAAAAGGAAAGGUUAAGAAAAAAAGUCACUUUACUUUAAGUGUGCCAAUCAAAUCGAAAAGGCUGAAGUAAAAAAUAAAAGAAAAUGGGGUUAAAAGUUAAAUACGAAGGAGGAUGGUGGGUGAAGACUGAAGACUGAAGACUCUUUAUAUUCGUUGAUGAAAGCAGUGGUCUGAGAAUCCGAGUUCUGAAUGCGUGUAGUUACUGUUGGGGGCCAAAGAAGGGCUGAGGUGCCGCUGGUUCGGGAGCCGUGUUGAUCAUUUCCAACAGCGAAAUUGACGGCGUGGUCCUCCAUUUGACCAAGGUCAACUACCUCUCAUUCCCAUGCCCUGCGAUAUUGACCAAAAUCUCGUAUCGCUAGAGAUUUUGGAGAGGAAGGGUCGGACAGGUGGAGAGAUAUGGAGAUCGCACCAAAGUGGAUUUCAGAAUCUGAGCGUAGCUUAAAAUAAAAGUAGAUUUCAGAUUUCUUAGUGAGAGAAAGAUUUGAGACAGGGACUCGUUUUAGAGAGAGCAAUACACAAUCGACAGAGACAGAUAGGCCUACGCCGUAUAAAAGCUAAACCACAGAAUCACGGAACCCUGUUUUCAUUCUUCUUCUUCAACACUUUUAUCUUUUUUUUUUUUGAGUUGAUUUUGGAUAUGGAGAUAAGCGGUGUUCUUUCUCGGCGAAACAUGCCGGACGAGAUCGGUGGUUUCGAUCUUUCACCUGGCCACUCUGAAGAAGAGGCUCAUGUUCUCGCUGUUGAUGAUAGUCUAGUUGACCGAAAGGUCAUUGAACGACUGCUCAAAAUUUCUUCUUGUAAAGUGACGGCGGUGGACAGCGGAAGGAGAGCUCUGCAAUUUCUUGGUUUAGAUGAGGAGAAGAACUCAGCUGGUCUUGAUGGUUUGAAAGUGGAUCUAAUCAUCACUGAUUACUGUAUGCCUGGAAUGACUGGAUAUGAAUUGCUCAAGAAGAUCAAGGAAUCGUCCACUUUCCGGGAAACUCCGGUGGUAAUCAUGUCAUCAGAAAACAUCCUAACGCGAAUAGACAGAUGUUUGGAGGAAGGUGCAGAGGAUUUCAUAGUAAAGCCCGUAAAAUUGUCGGACGUGAAGCGGCUGAAAGAUUACAUGACCAGAGAAGACAGAGAUGGCAAUGAGGGCAGAGGCAUCAAUAAAAGAAAGCUGGGAGAGGCAUGCGAUGUCUCUCCAUCCUUAUCAUCAUCACCACCGUCCAUAUCUUCAUCAUCCUCAUCAUGGUCAGCGCCAUCUUCUCCCACGUCGUUAGACUCUCCCACUAGACGGCUCAAAACCUCCACAUGUGAUUAGAUCAUUCCAUUCCCCAUUCCCCACCCGGGAAAAAAAGCCUGCAAUCCCUGUAAUCCUUGCAAUUACUCGCUGCCUUUUAACGGUUUUUGUUGCAUUGUUAUUUUUUGGUUUUUUUUUUUUUUUUUUCUUAAUGACUGAGAGUAACCAAUUUAUAAUACUGAUUCACUUGUUAAAA
This is a messenger RNA of Vitis vinifera (wine grape), 1996 nucleotides long. Its product is annotated as two-component response regulator ARR6. The record is from RefSeq and is a predicted model, not a curated record. Gene Ontology annotation, biological process: phosphorelay signal transduction system; cytokinin-activated signaling pathway. The transcript is spliced from 5 exons. NCBI's taxonomy places the organism in Eukaryota, Viridiplantae, Streptophyta, Magnoliopsida, Vitales, Vitaceae. The coding region runs from base 1156 to 1821 and encodes 221 amino acids.